AUGUUUGGCAAUAAUAGGCCAAUGUUUGGAGGGAGCAACCUUUCCUUCGGAUCAAAUACUUCAUCAUUUGGUGGACAACAAUCGCAACAACCAAACUCUCUUUUUGGCAAUAACAACAAUAGUAACAAUACAACCAGCAACAAUGCUCAAUCAGGAUUCGGUGGGUUCAACUCUAACACUAGCAAUAAUAAUAACAGUUUAUUUGGAAAUAACACUGCGCAGAACAAUGGAGGUUUUGGCCAAACAAUGGGUUCCGCUCAAAACUCACCAUUUGGCUCUUUAAAUUCUUCAAAUACUAAUAAUGGGAACACUUUUGGAGGGCCCAACUCAAUUAGCUCUUUUGGUGGCAACACUAAUAACGCUUUUAAUAAUAAUAAUAAUAACAAUACUAACAGUACUAGCUCUCCCUUUGGCUUGAAUAAACCGAGUACCGGAGGAUCGUUGUUUGGCUCGCAGAACAAUAAUAGUGGAAGUAAUUCUAGUUUAUUUGGCGGGCAAAAUUCAAGUACUACUGGAACGUUCGGGAACACCGGAAGUAGUUUUGGAACGGGUUUGAAUAGCAAUGGCUCCAACAUGUUUGGCGCAGGAAACAAUCCAACAAACAAUUCAACAAACAAUACUGCUGGUGGCAUGUUUGGUAAUCAACAAUCCUCAGCUUUUGGAACAAGCAAUCAGCAAGGAGGUUUAUUUGGACAACAAUCUCAGAACACUAAUAACGCAUUUGGUACUCAAAGCCAACUCGGGGGGAGUACUUUUGGAUCAAAACCUGUUGGUUCAGGAUCAUUAUUUGGUCAAGGAAGCAACACUCUUGGUAAUACAAAUAAUAAUAGCAAUGGAUUGUUUGGUCAAAGCAAUGCCGGUAACCAGACCAAUCCUAGUGGUGGACUCUUUGGACAAAAUUCAACGAACGGCAACGCUCAAGGAAUCUUUGGUCAAAAUAAUAACCAGAUGCAAAUGAAUGGAAACAAUAACAAUAGUUUAUACGGAAAGGCAAACACUACUGCUAGUUUCGGUCAGCAACCAAACAACAAUUCUGGAUCUCUCUUCGGAAAUAAGCCAUCUGGUGGUAGCUUAUUUAGUCAACAGGGUUCUACUAUAAAUACCUUUUCAAAUUCUUCAUCGGGAGGUCUGUUUGGCCAAAACAAUCAACCGCAAGGGUCUGGGCUAUUUGGUCAAAAUUCACAGACAAGCAAUAGUGGUGGGCUUUUUGGACAGAGCAACCAACAACAGCAGCCUAACACUUUCAAUCAAACUAAUACUGGAACAGGGAUAGUAGGUCAAAAUAAUAACCAACAGCAAUCAACAGGUUUGUUUGGCAACAAAUCGGCAGGCACUGCAGGAUCUCUCUUUGGAGGCAAUUCUUCAGCUCAACCAAGCUCGAUUUUUGGCACUAGCAACGCACCUAUUCCAAAUACACAAUCACAACAAGGUGGUAAUAUUUUUGGCGCAACCAAGCCGGCAACAAUGCCUUUUGGAGGAAAUCCCAUUGCUAACCAGGCAGGAGGUGGGAAUAAUCUGUUUGGAGCUAAACCCGCCUCCACUAAUGGUUCAUUAUUUGGAAAUAACACAUCUUCUACCGCAGUACCCUCGACAAGUGGAUUAUUCGGCAAUACCGCUAUAAAUACGAGUAGCAAUACAAAUACGGGACUUUUCGGUUCAAAGCCCGAAUCCCAGCCAAAACCUGCAUUGGGAGGAGGUUUGUUUAAUAAUUCAAACUCCAACUCUUCCACAAUUGGUCAAAACAAACCAGCUUUUGGAGGCACAAAUCAAAAUACUGGACUCUUUGGUGCUACUAGCGCAAACUCUUCAACUGCUGCUUCAACUGGAGGACUUUUUGGCCAGAAUAAUAACAAGCUUAACGUUGGUCCACAAAAUGUACCAUUUGUUAACAAUACCUCUCAAAAUUCUCUCUUGGGUUCAACAGGAGAGUCUUCUUCACAGCAAACAACCGCAACUAGUGAACAGCUUUUUUCUAAGAUUUCAAUUCCCAACUCUAUUACUAAUCCAGUUAAGGCAACUGCCUCAAAACUGAAUGCCGAUACAAAAAGAAAUAAUAGUCUCACGAGUGCUUACAGGUUAGUCCCAAAACCAUUAUUUGUCCACUCUUCUGGCAGUGCUACUAAAUUUCAAAAAUGGGGGAAGACAACAGAAGGAAAUGUUGGAGGAAACAGUACUAGCAACUCUUUUGUGGAUCCAGAAUCCAACCACUACAUUUCGAACGACUUAUUGUUCUAUCCGGAAAGAAGGUAUUUAAAGCAUUUAGUGAUUAAAAACAAUAAAAACAUGAAUGUCAUAAAUACUAACAGCGAUGAAGCAAGUAAAGUUAAAUUGGUGAAAUUUACAACCGAAUCUGCCUUUAAAGACAAUCAAUCCACUUCAAACUCGGCUGCUCCAACCUUGGCUGACAAGACUCACUCUCCUCAGGCCUCUCAAAGAGAAAGUCAUGAUGAAAGUACUUCUCAUUUACAGUCGAAACCCUCAAAUGAUUCAGCCGCUAUACCAAUGGUUGAAAAUGAAAAAAUUGACACCAAAAUUCCUGGUCUAUUAAGCGAUGACUUUACUUUUUUUCAGAAUAGUUACUAUAUUUCACCUUCCAUGGAAACGCUUGGUAAUAAAUCAUUGAUCGAACUUCGUAAGAUAAACAAUUUAAUCAUUGGCCACAGAGAUUAUGGUAAAGUUGAAUUUCUUGAGCCCGUUGAUUUAUCGAAUACUCCAUUAGAUACCUUGUGUGGUGACGUAGUUGUUUUUGGACUAAAAUCAUGUUCAAUAUAUGAAAAUAGUUCCAUCAAACCAAAAACAGGCGAAGGCAUUAAUGUACGAUGCAAAGUGACACUGUAUUCCUGCUUCCCGAUUGACAAAGAGACGAGAAAACCUAUAAAGAAUAUUACACAUCCUCUUUUGAAAAGAAGUAUUGCGAAAUUAAAAGAAAACCCUGUAUACAAAUUUGAAAGUUAUGACCCUGUGACAGGUACCUAUUGUUACACUGUAGAUUCUCCCGUUUCUCUUUAA
Messenger RNA from Saccharomyces mikatae IFO 1815, 3009 nucleotides. RefSeq names its product FG-nucleoporin NUP100 (gene NUP100). NCBI's taxonomy places the organism in Eukaryota, Fungi, Ascomycota, Saccharomycetes, Saccharomycetales, Saccharomycetaceae. Gene Ontology annotation, molecular function: structural constituent of nuclear pore. The transcript has a single exon. The coding region runs from base 1 to 3009 and encodes 1002 amino acids. Gene Ontology annotation, cellular component: nuclear pore; nuclear pore cytoplasmic filaments. Gene Ontology annotation, biological process: post-transcriptional tethering of RNA polymerase II gene DNA at nuclear periphery; RNA export from nucleus; protein import into nucleus. The record is from RefSeq and is a predicted model, not a curated record.